Molecule: messenger RNA, 2389 nt
Organism: Phlebotomus papatasi
Lineage: Eukaryota; Metazoa; Arthropoda; Insecta; Diptera; Psychodidae
Gene: sll
Product: adenosine 3'-phospho 5'-phosphosulfate transporter 1
Exons: 5
Coding region: 199-1572 (457 amino acids)
Biological process (GO): transmembrane transport
Cellular component (GO): endoplasmic reticulum membrane; Golgi membrane
Molecular function (GO): 3'-phosphoadenosine 5'-phosphosulfate transmembrane transporter activity
Source: RefSeq, a predicted model, not a curated record
GCAGGCGUUCGGGAAAUUGUCGCUGGCGCCCUCUUACAUAAUUUUGCCAAAACAAUUUCGGCAUUGUAAAAUUUUUAGGAAAAUCCACGAAAAAUUAUCAAUUUUAUGAUUUUAAAUAUUUCUUUAUACAUUUUAUCAGUGCCCAUGAGUGUACUUUUAGGUUUAGCUAACUACCAAUUAACUUUAUAAUAUAGAACAAUGGAAAAUCGUGUUCCAGAUGUGAUAAUAUGUGUAAUUAUAAUUGCAACUCUCGGAUGUAUCCAUCUACUCUCGAAUACUACAAGGAUCUACUUUGGUGGGGAGGAUUCGAAUUUAACACUUAGUCAAUUGGUUGACACGCAUGCAAAAGAAUACGGCUGGAUACUUAAAUUAGCGCUGAAUUGCUUCGGAUAUUCCUGCAUAUUCCUUCCCGGACUCCUCAUCUACAAGUACACGAAGCGCGUGAGGUAUCUGGAGAAGAAUACCAAUGAACAUCGACUGAUCCCAUCUGCUAUCAGAUUCUGCUUCAGUGGAGCUGAAGGAGAGAAGCACGAUGCUUCUCUAUCAGGGAAGAGUUCAACGGGCCAAGGCUUCCUCAGAGAAUGCCUUCUGUUGACUUACUGUUUCCUGGGUCUGAUGGCAUGUCACUUAACUUGGGGCGUUUUGCAGGAGAAAAUAAUGACCCAGGAAUACGAAGAUGUGGACGGGAAUAAGAGUCAUUUCAAGGACUCUCAAUUUCUAGUUUUCACCAACAGAUUUCUGGCAUUCGUAAUCUCCGGGGGAUACUUAUUCAUCAGACAGAGAACUCGCCACAGAGCUCCGCUCUACAAGUACUCUUUUGCCUCCCUGUCCAACAUCAUGAGUGCCUGGUUCCAGUAUGAAGCCCUCAAGUUUAUCAACUUUCCCACUCAGGUCCUUGCUAAAUCAUGCAAAAUCAUCCCCGUGAUGAUCAUGGGGAAGAUUAUCUCGAAGAGCAAAUACGAAUUCUACGAAUACCUGACAGCCGGACUGAUUUCCAUUGGAAUGGUCUUCUUUAUGAUGGGCUCUGCCGAUGAGUCCAAAGCGUCCUCAGUGACAACCCUCACGGGAAUCUUCCUUCUGACUCUCUACAUGAUUUUCGACAGUUUCACCUCGAAUUGGCAGGGUGAUCUGUUCAAGACUUACGGCAUGACUUCCAUCCAGAUGAUGUGUGGCAUCAAUCUCUUCAGCACUCUCUUCACCAGUGCUUCCCUGACACUCCAAGGUGGCUUCAUGGAGUCCCUGGGCUUCGCAGCUGCCCAUCCAAAGUUCAUUGUAGACUGCAUCGUGCUGUCCAUUAGUUCGGCUCUUGGGCAGCUUUUUAUCUUUUUCACCAUUUCCAGCUUCGGCCCAGUUGUCUUUACCAUCAUCAUGACUGUUCGCCAGGCCAUUGCUAUCUUGCUCUCGUGCCUGAUCUAUCACCACAACAUCUCGCCACUUGGCAUUCUGGGCAUUUUUGUGGUUUUCCUGGCCAUUUCGCUGCGGGUCUAUUGCAAUCAACGCAUCAAAGCCAUCAGGAAGAGGGCCGCAGAAAUGGCCAAUACUUAUAACAAGGCACCACGCAUUGCUGUUUAGAGGCUCCACGAGCAGUUCCUUGGCUCUAGCAGGGUAAUUCUCUUCAAGAGAAUUCUUCAGCAUAUUUAACGUACUUUAUCUCAAUGUAUUUAUGUAUUUCCUUACUAUUUUCGCAUAGUAUUUAAUUUUUUUAUGGAAAAAAAACAUGCAGAAUCCUUUUGUUUCAUUUGAAGAUGAGAUUCCGUAUUCAUUUAAUUGUAAAAAGAAUCAUCUACGAUAGAGGAAGACUUUAAAAAAUAUAAUAAACUCUAUAAGUUUUCUUUUUGAUAAAUUUUGGCUAACAUGACCCCAUAUGCACCAUGUGAAUUUAGCCACGAAUGAUAACAAACCAAAUGCAGUUUUAGCGCUCCUAGCGGAGGUCGCUGGAACUUUGAAUGUUGAAUAAAGUUGAUGGGAUAUGAACUACACCUUUUUAUUUCGUCCAAAACAAUUGAACUUGACUAAAAUUUAACAAAAUCGAAAAAAUAAGGAUUAAAGAAAUUAAAAAACUUUGAAAGCCUAAUUUAAUGAAGAGUUCUAGGUUCCAGGCCUAAAUAAAAUUAGGUUAUUUACUUACUUAAAAAUUGGCACUUAAAAAGUUAACUAAAACUUUAAUUCUUCUGGAAAAAAAUCGAAAAAUGCCUAAUUUAUUAUUUGAAAAUUAUUUUAUAUUCUUCAAUGCAAUAUCCAAAGCAUAAAAAAGUUUCCCAGUCAACAUUUAAGAAAAUAUGUAACGCAACACGUCAUGUAUGUAUGUGUGUAAACGUACAAUUGUAAAAUUUACUUUUUGUUAAAAGUAAUAAUUAUAAAUUAUUUGAAAAUACAAAAUAUAAAAUGA